AAUACUCGCUUGUCUGACAACCUAAGCAACAAAGAUAUGUUCAGCACAAUUAAAUCACUUCCUGUCCAAACCAAAUUACCAGCAGUCUCUACAUUCUUCGGUAGCUCAAACAACUUCGCCGGAAAAGCAUCUCCGGUCAUCCGAUCUGUAAGAUUCAAGCAGGCAUCCGCCGGACACGAAGAGCCUGAUAACAUGGACAAGAAAGAAGAAACUAAGGAAGUUGAGAAAAAGGGGGAUGUGAUGUCGCAUUCGUAUGGCGAAGGGUACGCGACUCGAUCAGACGAGGAAGGUUUCGGAGGGACCUACGGAGGCAAUCAAUCUCUUUCUCAUGAGGAUGAAGAUAAGAUCGUCCAUGGCAAUUCUCCUGAGUAUGACAAGACGCAAGGAAGCGAGGUAAAAGAGAAGGAAAAGGCUCGUCACCAAUGCUAACUCCUGAAGAUGGUAGUAGGGGGUUCUGGUGGAUCACAUGCAGAACACGUGAUGCUACUUUGUUUAUGUAGUUUAAAACAUUUUAUUUCUUGCCUUCUUUUUUAUGGGUUUAAGUUUACAAGUCGGGACUAGUAAAGUGGUACGUUAUGUAGGUUUAUGAAAGCUAAUAUAAAAUACGUUACUUUUAUGGUUGAUUUUGCA
Molecule: messenger RNA, 630 nt
Organism: Helianthus annuus (common sunflower)
Lineage: Eukaryota; Viridiplantae; Streptophyta; Magnoliopsida; Asterales; Asteraceae
Exons: 3
Coding region: 37-429 (130 amino acids)
Source: RefSeq, a predicted model, not a curated record